This is a messenger RNA of Arabis nemorensis, 366 nucleotides long. NCBI's taxonomy places the organism in Eukaryota, Viridiplantae, Streptophyta, Magnoliopsida, Brassicales, Brassicaceae. The record is from the annotation of a GenBank genome assembly.
AUGUUUAGAGAUGAAGAUGAAGCUCAAUCACUGGCCAGAGAUACAAGCUUUUGGGAUAUUAACAAGUGGGCUAGGUUGUUUGAAACAGGUUUCUUGGACGUAGAUAUCCAUAUUAUCAUUGCAGAGGGGAUGGUGAGAGUGAUGAACUGCUUCAUGCUCGAGAUGGGCUCUUCUCAUUUCGUGAUACAAAAUCCAAAGCAAAAAUACGUUGAGCCGAUACGGAAAACCAAUGAACAAAGCGGAGGCAACGAUGCCAAAUCUCAAUUUAUAGAGGAGGCAACAGAAGCAAAUGUGAUAACAGAGAGCGCCAAGAGAGUUCUCGAAAAGAGGAAGAACCAAUCAUUGCUACUGGAAAUAGAGUCAUAG